CGCCGGUCGCCCUUUCUCCCUCGACCGACUGCCGAGCACGCCAUGAGAUUCUUGCGGCCUCGCGGACUCGAGGACGGCGGCCGCGGGAUCGCCGCCGCCCUCGCCAACGGAAUCCUCGAUUGCAAAUGCGCCGGCGGAGGAUCGCUUCCUCGUCGCACCUCCAGGUCCAUCGCCACCAGCUGCAGGGCCGUGCUGUUGCCGCGGUUCGGCGGGCCGGAGGUGCUGCAGCUCCGCGACAAUGUCGAGGUCCCUGAUCUUAAGCAGAACGAGGUCCUCGUCCGCGCGCGCGCCGUGUCCAUCAAUCCGCUCGAUACUAGAAUGCGUUCUGGUUACGGUCGCUCAAUAUUUGAGCCACUUCUACCUAUCAUCUUGGGCCGCGAUAUCAGUGGAGAGGUUGCAGCAGUCGGAGCUUCAGUUCGGUCUUUAACUGUAGGCCAGGAAGUUUUUGGUGCAUUGCAUCCUACUGCUGUUAGGGGCACUUACACUGACUAUGCAAUAUUGUUGGAAGAUGAACUUACUCAAAAACCAAAGUCAAUCACGCAUGAGGAAGCGUCGGCCAUCCCUUUUGCUGCACUGACUGCAUGGAGAGCUUUAAAAACUACUGCUAGGAUAAGUGAAGGGCAAAGGGUGCUAGUUAUUGGAGGUGGAGGUGCAGUAGGUUUUGCAGCAAUUCAGCUUGCAGUGGCUAAUGGAUGUCAAGUUGUAACCACUUGUGGCAGUCAAAGUGUUGAUCGGUGUUUGGCAGGUGGUGCUGAGCAGGCUGUUGACUACACAGCUGAGGACAUCGAAUUGGCAAUAAAAGGGAAGUUUGAUGCGGUUUUGGAUACUAUAGGUGGACCAGAGACCGAGAGAAUAGGCAUUAAUUUUUUGAGAAGAGGUGGACACUAUAUGACACUUCAGGGGGAAGCGGCAUCAUUAGCUGAUAGAUAUGGAUUAGCCGUUGGGCUCCCUGCAGCUACAGCAAUAUUACUAAAGAAACAAUUUCAGUACCGCUACUCUCAUGGAAUAGAAUACUUUUGGACAUUCAUGAGGGCUGACUCCGAAGGUUUAGUGGAGAUCCGCAGGCUAUCUGAAGCCGGGAGGUUUCAUAUACCCGUCGAUAAAACAUUCCCAAUCACACAAGUGAGGGAGGCUCACGAGGCUAAAGAGAGAAAGCAAAUUCCCGGAAAGGUGGUACUGGAAGUUGACUGAAAUAUGGAGAAGUUAAUUUUUUUUGCUACUCUUUGUAAAUGGUUCUGUACUUUUUUCGUUUUAAUCGAACACAAUUCUCGAUAAUUAUUCAUUGACCUGGUACCUGUAAAUAUGCGAGCACAUUUUUUAUAGAUAAA
Molecule: messenger RNA, 1328 nt
Organism: Eucalyptus grandis
Lineage: Eukaryota; Viridiplantae; Streptophyta; Magnoliopsida; Myrtales; Myrtaceae
Product: reticulon-4-interacting protein 1, mitochondrial
Exons: 7
Coding region: 43-1191 (382 amino acids)
Molecular function (GO): oxidoreductase activity
Source: RefSeq, a predicted model, not a curated record